AUGGAGAACUCAUGGACAAAUAACCUAGCUGAUUGGAUAACUGGCAGAAGGAAUAAUAGGGUGAAUUCUGUGAAGCAGUUGUUAAAGGAAACAGUGAAAAAAAGGAUAAGCGCCAGUCAAGCUCCUAGUGUAAGAAUGUCAGACCUUUUAAGAAACGAAAGCCCCACCUUACAAUUAGACAUAAUGGAAAUCGGACCACUGUAUACCUCAACCUUACAAAACAUUAUACUUGCAAAAAGCAGAAAAUCCAAAAACCUUAAAAAAACACCAAUUAAAGAUUCAAUCACAAAUAUAUCAGACCUAACGAACGAUGAAACUGCAUUAAUUUCCGAAUCAAUAAUGGGUAGAAUAAAUAAUAAAAACAGUGACGAGAAGGAAAAUAUUGAAACCUCGACAAAAAAUGGAAAGAAUUUUGAGAUAACCAAACCAGCAGACGAACUUAAUUACGAAAAAAGUACAAGAAAUGACAAACAUAUUUACGAGAAUGUGCCAUUCGAAAAUGAUAACAAACCCGAGGUGAUAAAACCAAAAAUACAGAAACCAAAAAGAAAAUAUCCUCCAGGAAAAAAACCUUUUGUUGACCUGAACGAAAGCAAUGAUUCCCAGAUAAUAAAUGAAUUAGUUUUGGAUAAAUAUAGCAAUGCGUUGGACUAUUUUAGAAAUAGAAGCUUCCAAAGGAGCAACAAGAAAAGAAAUAACAAAAUUGCUGAUUAUAUAAAUGAUGAUGAUAAUGACAGCUUAAUUUCAGGGUUUAGCAGUGCUCUACCAAGCCCUGUAAGUUUUACAGAUGCAGCUUUUGAAUGUGGAAAUGAUUUUUAUUUUCAAAAAAAUAUGGAUAAUUCCAUAGCAAAUAGUAUAAGCAUAGAUAAGAUUGAUGAUGAUGAUGAAUUAGAUGACACCAAAUCGAUGGGUAGUACCGUACUUUGUGAUGAUAUACAGAACAAUCCCUUACACUUUAUAAUAACAGAAGAAAAAAGCGUGGAAGAACGCAGCAUUAAUACGGACGAUUUAUCCGAUCUUCUUUCCAAAGGAAGCACCGAAGAUAUCCACAGAGAAGUCUCGAUCCAAGAAGAAUUUAUCUUCCAAACCUCCAAGGCCAUCAAUUUUUGCAACCGUAACAAAAAGUUCACAUUUGGACUGGAGCAAGUCGAAGCUGAACGACUGUUACUUAUAGCAAGUUGCACCAAAGAUAUUCUUCUAAAAGAAUUAAAAAACAAAGAUCACCACGAGUUGGAAUCACAGGAUUCAACGAAUUGUUUCAUCAAAAUAUCAAACAUCACCAUACCAUAUAAAUACACCCAUAUGGAAGACACUAUCAAAGAUGUAUCAACGUAUUUUGUAUGCCUGGCUACCUGUGGAACCAAAGUAAUUGCAAGUCCAGUUAUUAAAGCAAAGGAAGGGUCUCUGAAAAUCCCCAUAGACUUUUUGUUCAGGAAACUGAACAGAUAUUUUGAACUCACCGUCUCUAUUUAUGCUCUACAAGUAAACAAUAAGAAACCAACUGUCAAAAAAACCAAGAAAAGUUUUGCUUCCCCGAUAAAACUCUUCCAAAUGGCGAAAAAUCAUUGCCACAAAAACGUUACCAACGUCGACGAUGAAGUCCUUCAAACCUCCUUUGUGUUGUGGUGUCAAAUGACGGUCGAUAAACAAAAUAUACAAGAUGAAUGCUACAAGAUGACUUCGAUGUCCAGGUUUUCCCAGCUGGACGACAGUGUUUUCAUGGAAGUGGAAAGCGAGGUGAAUUUGAAAAGCGACGUUUCCGGAUUUUUGACGAUCGCCAACUACGAUGGUAACGGGAUUAUUUGGAGUAGGCGGUGGUGUUCCCUGGAAGGAUGCAGACUUAAAUACUGGAACUACCCUUCAGAGGAACUCACCAAGGCCCCAAUGGGUAUCAUCGACUUCCAAUACUGCAUUUCGAAAACUAUUGGGCAAGCCGACAGAAUGAUUUGUCCGAGACAAAAAACCUUGCAAAUACAAACGAAAAACAAGGACAUCAUCACAAAUCACUUGCUAUCAUGCGAUAAUGCCGAUGAGUUCCACAAAUGGCAGGGACAAUUGAACUACGUCAUCGAUUCUAUUAGAAAAUGGAACUGCAGUGCCCUAUGA
This is a messenger RNA of Brassicogethes aeneus, 2106 nucleotides long. Lineage: Eukaryota; Metazoa; Arthropoda; Insecta; Coleoptera; Nitidulidae. The record is from the annotation of a GenBank genome assembly.